Molecule: messenger RNA, 1382 nt
Organism: Ctenocephalides felis (cat flea)
Lineage: Eukaryota; Metazoa; Arthropoda; Insecta; Siphonaptera; Pulicidae
Exons: 10
Coding region: 190-1215 (341 amino acids)
Source: RefSeq, a predicted model, not a curated record
AUAUUAAAAUGGUAAUAAUAUAUUAUUAAAUAUUUUACUUUUAAUGUAAAAUAUGUAUAAAUAAAUAAGUGGUGUUACGUAAAUAUAAAAGUGCAAGUGUUUAUUUCAGUGAAUGGAUUACAGAAUUUGCAACAUUAUUAAAGUGCUUUUGUGUAAACUUGAUAGUUUAUAAUAAAUAAACAUUUAAAAAUGGCAAUAUUAAAUUCUUGUUGCUGUUGGAGGUCGGUGAGAAAAGGGAGCUAUGUCUGUGCAAUAUAUACAUUCAUUUAUUUCACCAUAAUGGGAUGUAUGUUGGCAGCAUUUCUACACAAAGAACGUCUGUAUUUAAUGGGUGAAACAGAUGCUCCUGAAAGUUACAGUUUUUUAGAAGAAGAAAUAUCUAGAGCAACAAUGUCCCUGCACAUAGUUUUGGUGGUUGUAUCAAUUUUGGGAGUUAUUUCUUCUAUUUUACUGUUUUUUGGGCUUUAUAAGGAUAUGCGAAUACUUCUUCUUCCUUGGAUAUAUUUAGUUUCUCUUGACAUUGCAUUCGAGUUUUGUCAUUUUAUUUAUUUGGUCAUUCAAGAUUCGGUGUACUUGCAUCCCAUAGCAGGUGUUUUAUACACAGCAGAUUUCUUUGUUUUGUGUUUAAAUACAUAUGCAUUACUCUGUGUGAUUUCACAAUACCAAGAAUACAAAGCUGGUCGAGGCACUGCCAGUGAUGAUUUUGAUCAUUCGAUUCCUUCCCUAAGACUGCAAUAUUUAUCACACCACAAUGCUGCCAGAAAUGCAAAUCAAGCUGGCAGAUCAGUAAUUAUUUUAAAUAACAGUAACGCAGAAACUCAAAUAAAUUCAACAGAUGUAAAUAUACAGCAUUGUAAUUUAAAUAGAAUCAAUCAAGACAGUAAUGCCUUACAUGGAACCACUAAUAUUUCUGUAAUUGGAUUGGAACCAAUGCGUAAUGAUAAAUCUAAGAAUAACAACACAAUAUCUACACAUAGAAAUAAUUUGAAUAAAACUAGAAAAGUUAAGUUUCCUGAUGAAAGAACUGUGAUAGUUUCAGAUGAUCCGAGUCAAAUCGAUGUUGAUAUAGAUAUAGAUAUGGAUACAGCUCGUGACAACACAUCAGAAAUCUCCUCUUGCCAAUGGAAAUCUAACCAGCAUCAACCAAGAUUCGAUGAAGAACCUCUUCUGCACCAUUCACCAGAAGAACAAAGAAGUAUUUUUGAAGGCGAAUAAUAUUUAAUGUUGACUGCAAAUGGAUUUGCAAAAGAUGAUUUAAACUUAGAAAUAGAAAGAUAGCAUCGAGAUAAUCCAGGGAAGCUCUUGUAUCAAGGAAGAGGAAAGUCAAGGAGUAUUUAAAAAAUGGAUUUGUAAAUAUAGAAGAGAAAAGAUUCUAUAAAUAA